AUGACAAGGGAAAACGAAGGCGAGGACUUCAGCAAUGAAGAAGACUGGAGAACCGAGAUUCACUGUUAUCUUGAAGAAGGUACAUUACCAACAAAACUGAAGCAGUCCAUGAAAAUACAAUCAAAGGCACGGAGAUACGACCUUCGUGAUGGAUUAUUAUACAAUAAGUCCUUUCUCGGACCGCUGCUACGAUGUCUAUCCAGAGAGGAGGGGCAUCGUAUUUUGAAGGACAUUCAUUACGGGGACGCAGGUAACCACAGCGGAAUGAGAUCACUGGCGGAUAAAGCAAAAAUUCAGGGAUACUAUUGGCCCCAGAUGAUGCGAGACGCUGCCAGGAUGUCCAGGAGAUGCGAAGAAUGUCAGCGGUUUGCUAAGAAAAUUCACGCUCCUGCGACGAAGCUGAAUUCGGUGGAUAAUCGUUGUCCAUUUUCAAAAUGGGGUGUAGACAUCGUUGUCCCCUUGAUCGAAGGAUUAGGGAAAAGGUUUAGCAUUCCCGCAGAAAUUGUCUCGGACAAUGGCAAGCAAUUACAGGGGAAAAACAUAGAUAUGCUCUUUGAUACUUUCAAAAUCAGAAAGAACAAAUCAACCCCAGAGUAA
Molecule: messenger RNA, 597 nt
Organism: Papaver somniferum (opium poppy)
Lineage: Eukaryota; Viridiplantae; Streptophyta; Magnoliopsida; Ranunculales; Papaveraceae
Exons: 2
Coding region: 1-597 (198 amino acids)
Source: RefSeq, a predicted model, not a curated record